Messenger RNA from Dermacentor albipictus, 13118 nucleotides. NCBI's taxonomy places the organism in Eukaryota, Metazoa, Arthropoda, Arachnida, Ixodida, Ixodidae. The record is from RefSeq and is a predicted model, not a curated record.
CAACAGAUCACCACACUUGAGUCUAUUUUCCUAAUAGAAAUGAUAACAUUAAUAACCUUUUCGUCAUCCAAUUCACGGCUGAUCCCCCAGAGUUGGCUGCGUCAUUUCUCCAAAGAACAGCAGGAACAACAUAUGCGAGUUCGAGUGGCCGGUGGGCAGGCCUGUGGAGAAGUACGAGGUCCUGGAAGUUCAGGUGCUCCAACACAGCCGGUACUUCACCAACAAGGUUCUGGGACGCUACGGCAUGGUGCUUCAACAAGUGGCCGAGGAAGGAUACGCAUCCGUCGAGGACGAUGUCGUCGACGACAACAACAAGCCGGUGGCCAACGCAAAGAUUAUAAUGGAGGUCAGCUACACGGCACCCGAUGGCUCGGUGGGCGCCUGGCAUGCCCCUGGCCUGCCCACUAACCUGGGAAGUUUCGACGACGACCGGCAGGCGCUGCUCGACAUCGAGCAGAACAUCGCCAACCUGCAGCGCACGUACGCCGCAGCGGCCGCGGCUCAAACUACGCCGGGAGGCGGCGGACCGGCGGGGGCGGACGGUGGUGCCUCGAUGGCGCUGCUGCAGUCUUCGUCGCAGCAGCAGCAGCAGCCAAGCUACGGGACCAGCGACGGCGGAGGCGGCGGCUUCUCUGAUGACGAGACACGAAGCAAGCAUGGUUCCGUCAUCAGCUUGUUCGCGCCCACGCCCAACAAGUCGCCCGACCGAAAGCGAUCCCUGCCCGCGGCCAUGAAGACCUUGGCCGUGGCCCUCAAGAUCUCCAAGCAACGUCCCCCGGGUGACGCCGAGGAGAGGGUCAAGCUGAAGGACGCGGAAGACGUCACGCAGUACGGAUCGACGCAGUCCUUGCAGCGGCGGCUGAGCGAUCAGACGCUGUACCUGCUCUCAGGAGGCGAUGCUGCCGAGAGCACCAUGUUUUCCGACGAGCCGUUCGCCAUGGACACGGCGCCGUACUCCAUCACGACUCCCGUGGUCAUCACGAGGCCCAAGUUAAGGCAAGACAUCACAGCUACGUCGGCGCUGAAAGCACAGGAUUUCCAGGUCUGCGUGACAAUAAUUGAAGGUCGACAUCUUGCUGGUCUCAACAUGGAUCCAGUUAUAUGUGUGCAAGUUGGAGACCAGAAGAAGUAUACUUCAGUUAAGGAAUCAACAAAUUGUCCAUACUACAACGAGUACUUCGUCUUCGAUUUUCACAUGGCGCCGUCAAUGUUGUUCGACAAAAUCGUCACGCUAACGGCGUUACACAACCGCAACAUAAUUCGUUCGGGAAAAGUAAUCGGCACCUUCAAGCUCGACGUUGGGACAGUCUUCAACCAGCCGGAGCACCAGUUUUAUCACAAGUGGGCCGUCCUUACGGACCCGGAUGACAUGACGGCUGGUCCCAAGGGCUACAUCAAGUGUGACAUAUCGGUCGUCGGCAAAGGGGACACGAUAAAGCCGGCGCCGAAGAAGGAAACGGAUGACGACGACAUAGAAGGGAACCUACUCCUGCCGGACGGCGUCCCCGCCGAACGCCAGCACGCCCGCUUCAUCGUCCGCGUGUACCGGGCCGACGGCCUGCCCAGGGUCAACUCGGGCCUCGUCGCCAACGUCAAGAGGGCCUUCUCGGGCGAGACCCGGGAGCUCAUCGACCCCUACGUGCAGGUGUCCUUCGCCGGACUCACGGGGCGAACAACAGUGAAGAAAUCCUGCUGCUCUCCCGUGUGGAAUGAGCAGCUCGCGUUUACGGAGAUGUUCCCGCCGCUGUGCCAACGAAUCAAGAUUCAGCUGAGAGACAACGACGCCGUGAACGACACGGUGGUCGCCACGCACUUCCUCGAGAUGUCCAAGAUCGCCAACGAAGGCGAUAAAGGCUUCCUUCCGACCUUCGGGCCAUCCUUCAUCUACCUGUACGGUUCCACGCGCGAGAAGUCUCUCUUCGAGGAGCACGCGCCGCUGAACGACGGCCUCGGCGAAGGGGUCAUGUACCGGGGCCGACUCCUGAUCGCCGUGCGCACAGAGAUCUUCGACGCGCUCGACAUGACGCAGUCCAGCGUCGAACUCGAACCCACGCCGACCGUCAACGAGGCCUCCUACGCAAAGAACGAGAAUUUUCUCCUUUUCGGGACCAUUCUAGAAGCCUCGAUGAUCGACAGAAAAGUUGGCGAGAAGCCAAUUUACUUUGAGCUGAGCAUAGGCAAUUCGGGCAACACCCUGGACGGGGCGAGCAAGUGGAAGGACGACUCGCUCGAGCCUUCCAGCGGCGGCAGUGGUGGCGGGGACGACGAGAGAACCGCACUGCUCGAGUCCGUGGUCGUCGAGCCGGUCAUCUCGCACUCCACCAGCCACCCGGUCAAGCCCGUCACCUCGGACAGGUGUUACUACCACCUACCAUACGGGGACAACAAGCCCUGUCUGUGGGUUAAGAGCACGUGGCAAGAUUAUCGGAGGCGGCUCUACAACUCGAACAUGAUCCUGAGGGUGAAGGAGAAGCUGGAAGCGGGCCUCGCGGACAUUCAAGAGAUGAUACGCCUCGAAAAAUCUCACACCGACCGUCGAUUGAGAGGUGUCCUCGAAGAACUGUAUACUGGAGCAGAGCGGUAUCUUAACCAAGCAAAGAGUCAAGGGCCCACGGGCAAAACCAGACUGGACAAGGAGCGCCUGAAGCACUGCCAACGCGAAAUGGAUCACGUGCGAAGUAUGGCAAGGACUAUGAAAGCGCUCGUCACGAAGAACUCGUUUAAAGAAAAACUCAGGAGCACCUACGGUCUCUUGCAGAAGAUGGCCGAACUCGUCGACGACCCUCAACAUUCCCUGCCAGAUGUUUUCGUGUGGAUGAUAAGCGGCGGCAAACGGGUCGCGUACCACCGCAUACCUGCGAGAGAUCUUAUCUACUCAAUAAUAGAGGAAGAGACCGGCAAGUUCUGUGGCAGGGUGCAGACGCUUUUCCUCAAGCCUGGCAAGAAAGUCAGCCAAAGUGCUCGCUGGAUGGUGCAAGCGAAGCUCCGCAUGUACCUCUGGCUAGGCACCACCAAGAACAAGCACUGUGUGCUCAAGGGCUUGCCCGAAGGUUACGUCAAGGACGUCGAGGACAUUGACAAGGGACCGCCAUCGCAGCUUCAUUACACGGAAAAGUCCACCUUCGAACUUCGGGCACACAUGUACCAGGCGCGGUCCCUCAUCGGAUCAGACUCUUCCGGACUCUCCGAUCCUUUCGCGAGAGUCGUAUUUGGGGACCAGAGCCAGACGACCAUGGUUAUCGACGAGACACUCAGCCCCACCUGGGACGAGAUGUUGCUGUUCCCCAGUGUGACAGUGUACGGCAGAAAAGAAGACAUCAAGGAGGACCCUCCCGUCGUUGUCAUCGAGAUCUUCGAUCAGGACAAAGUGGGAAAGUCUGAAUUCAUCGGUAGGACGAUAGCCAGACCUCACGUGAAGUUCGAAGACGAUUCCAGCUGCCAGCCACCAUCGCUGGAGUGGCAUGACCUGUACCGGGGAACCGAGCCGGCGGGAGAGCUGCUCGCCACUUUCGAGUUGCUGCGGUUCUCACCUCAAGAAGAAAAAUACGACAUGCCGGAACUUCCGAUGCCAAAAGAGAACGUGUUCCGUUCCAGCGAAAGGGGCCCCGUCUACCCUGUACCGAAAGGGAUACGACCGACUUUGUCCACAUAUAGGAUAGAGGUGCUGUUCUGGGGCUUGCGCGAGUUGAAACGCGUGCACCUGAUGAGCGUGGACCACCCCCGAGUGGACGUCGAGUGCGGUGGUCACGUGCUCCAGUCGUCCGUCAUCCUCAACUGCAAGAAGAACCCGAACUUCUCCACGCCCGUCAAGUUCCUGGACGUGGCGCUGCCGGACCAAGAGACGUACUGCCCGCCGCUGACGAUCCGAGUCAUCGACUGUCGCAGCUUCGGGCGCUUCACCCUGGUGGGCACGCACGUGGUCAACUCCCUGCACAAGUUCCUCUUCCGGCCCCAGUCGCGGUCCUCUUCCAGGGACCACCGCAACCGAAGCUCGUCGCAGACCUCCUCUUCGCUGCACAUCGAUGAAGGUGUCUUGGUAGACGUCGAAGCUGACUCCAACAUAUUGUCGACAAAGGAAACGCUCAUAACGCUGGACUACGGCUUCAGGAGCAAGAAGGAGAUCAAGAGCGAAGCCAACAAGCGGAAGAAGAAGAUGGCGACCGAGGACCCCGGUCACGACGAAGAGAACCGGGACUGGUGGAGCCGGUACUUCGCCUCGGUAGAGCAGGCCGCCAAGGACUCGAGCGAUAAUAACGGACUACCGGGUAACAACUUGAGGGCUGGCGACGACAACUACGACAUGUCCAGCGACGGAGAGAGCCAGCUCAGUGCCAAAGACAUGCGCAAGAUGGAGAAGGAGCUGGAACGGCUCGAGUACAGCCACCAGAAGGACGGGCUGGACAAGAAGAAGAGGACGUUCAAGGGCGCUUCGAGCGCCGUCCGAUUUGCCCAGCGUCUGUCGCCCAAGACGCAGAGGGGGCGCAUACCACAGGAUGGACUGAUCAAGAUCUACCCAACAGAACUCGAGAACGUCCCCGAAUUCAAUGGCUUCCGUGAGUGGCUGCACACGUUCGAACUGUACCGUGGCAAACGAAGUGGAGAUGACCUGGAUGACCAGAACAGAGUCGUCGGUCUCUUCAAGGGCUCCCUACAAGUCUACAGGUUCCCGCUGCCCAAGGACAUCCAGGACUACACGAUAACUGGCGCCGAUCCGACGUACGGGCUUUUUCAGGGACUGCCGAGUAACGAUCCCAUACACGUGCUCAUCAGGGUAUACGUCGUCAAGGCGACAGAUCUUCAUCCGGCGGACAUGAAUGGUAAAGCGGAUCCCUACAUCGUCAUAAACCUAGGAAGCAAGAGGAACAGCGACAAGGAAAACUACGUAUCAAAGCAACUCAACCCAGUGUUCGGAAAGUGCUUCGAGAUGGAGGCCACCUUCCCGCAGGACUCGCUACUGAACGUGCAGAUCUACGACUGGGACUUGCUGGGCAGCGACGACCUCAUCGGCGAGACGAAGAUCGACCUCGAGAACCGUUUCUACAGCCGCCACCGGGCCACCUGCGGGAUACCGCGGAAAUACGAGACGUACGGCCCGAACCAGUGGCGGGACCCCUUGAGGCCAAGUCAAGUGCUGGCCAAACUGUGCCGAGACACCAAGCUGGACGGUCCGCACUUCACCCUGAACCGCGUUAAAGUGGGCACCAAGACGUUCGUCUUUCGCUCGGACUUCGAGGACGAAGGCGGCAAGCUGACGGACGAACACCAAAGCCUGGCGGUUCUCAACCGCUGGGAAGACGUGCCCAAAGUGGGCUGUCCCCUUGUGCCGGAACAUGUGGAGACCAGGGCACUCUACCAUCCGGACAAGCCGGGCAUCGAACAGGGAAAGCUGGAAAUGUGGGUGGACAUGUUCCCCAUGGACAUGCCGCUUCCGGGACCACACGUGGACAUUUCGCCGAGGAAGCCCAAGAGCUACGAAUUACGCAUCAUCAUCUGGAACACAGACGACGUGGUACUCGAAGAUGACGCGUUCUUCACCGGCGAGAAAAUGAGCGACAUUUACGUGAAAGGGUGGCUGAAGGGCCAGGAGGACACUCAGUGCACCGACAUACACUACCGGUCGCUGACGGGCGAAGGCAACUUCAACUGGCGCUUCGUCUUUCCCUUCGACUACCUGCCAGCCGAGGAGAAGAUCGUCAUCUCGCGGAAGGAGUCGCUGUUCUCGUGGGACGAGACCGAGUGCAAGAUCCCGGCGCGACUCGAGCUCCAGGUCUGGGACGCCGACCACUUCUCAGCCGACGACUUCCUCGGCGCCAUCACGCUCGACCUUAACCGGUUUCCGCGCGGCGCCAAGUCCUCCAAGCUCUGCAGCCUCAACAUGCUCAAGGCCGAGGCCAACGUUCCCAUAAUCUCGCUCUUCAAGCAGCGGCGAGUCAAGGGGUGGUGGCCUUUCUUCGUCAAGAAGGAGAACGACGAGAUGGUGCUCACGGGAAAAGUGGAAGCUGAGCUGCACCUGCUCACGAAAGAGGAGGCCGAGAGAAACCCGGCGGGCCUCGGAAGAAACGAACCGGACCCGCUGGACAAGCCGAACCGACCCGACUCAUCCUUCAUAUGGUUCCUGAACCCGCUGAAGUCUAUCCGCUACAUCGUGUGGCACCAGUACAAGUGGGUCAUCAUCAAAGCCAUCAUCGCCAUCCUGCUCAUCCUCCUGCUGGCCCUGUUCUUCUACUCCGUGCCCGGGUACACCGUCAAGCGCAUGCUCGGGGCCUGAACAUGGGACACGGCUCAACACACGCUCGUCCCAGCCUGCUUCCAGUUCAAUCGACCCUCGAAGUGUACCGUAGACUUGCCCCUCGCAUUCUCAAACGAUCCUCCACACGACCACUUUACGUCGACUCCACGAUGAUCGUGAAUUGCAUCUAAUGCUCUGUGCGCCGGGCAGGUAUUUGGGAAUGCACUAACCAUUGAAACUUUUAAAAAAGAAAGAAACGAGGGAACCCAAUCUAUCCGCCGUAUCCACGGCUGACUGGAGAAACACUGCUUGUUGGGGACUCCGCGAGCCGGGUUUGUAAAGGAACAAAACCGCCCGCCUUUGCAGACAGUCAAUCUUGUACACGAGUACCUACCAGCACGUGGCUGCCUUGGCAGCCCCAACCCAGGGACCACGUGGGGCCUGCUUUGAUCACCGUGCUACCCUUGCGCGCCCCCGAGAUCCGGCGCCGUCUCUUCUAAUACAAUUAUCAGGUGCUCUCUUGAGGCCUCCGUUCGCCGCUACUUUCUUUUUUAUUUUAAUUUUUGCAUGCUACAUGAACUCAAAGCACUUGGCAGCACAGUAAACGCAACUCUUCUUUCUUUUUCUGCAAAGAAAGAAUCGCGAAAGAAAGAAGAAGCGUGCCCAAUAGGAAGCGAGAGAGAGUCGUGCGCUGAGACCACACGCACGCACACACCCACAAACGCAUUGCGAAGAGCCCCCGCCCCCCUGUAUCGCGUCGCUGCUGAAAAUUAAGGUGCUAGCUAACGCUAGCAGAAAUAGGGCGCUCCUUUUCGGGCGCGGACGGGUGGCGAGGCCCAGUCAGGCACGUUCAGUGCCUUUUGUCGCGUCCCCCAAGGCAUUUCUGUAAGGAAUGUCUUGAAUAAAGAAAGAAAGAAAGAAAGAAAGAAAGAAAGAAAGAAAGAAAGAAAGAAAGAAAGAAAGAAAGAAAGAAAGUGACAUAAAAGGUGGUCAAGAAAGUUGAUGUCAGCACCACCUCUGGAAAGAAGUGGUCACUGCGCUUCGUUGACACUCCACGGCAAUUCUUGCGAAACAUAGCGUUUUCUUCAAUUGAGGGGCUGGGCACCGGGAUGCUGUGCGAAAUUCGGUGGACUGGGGGAAGAGCUGCGAAUCAAGGAGGAUCGUUUGAGAAUGAGGGCGCUAACCACUUUAGUUUUCUUUUGCCCCGUUGAAUCCCUUAGUUUUAAGGUGUACAAGGUUACUUAGGUGCGCUUCACGAGCGCGGACUUGUCGCGUGAGUGUUGGCGUCACGUGACUGCUUCGCUCUUUUGCGGUACCACAAUUCCUGGCUUAGUUUCCACGCGCGGAUUGUUCUAGCCGGCUGCAGUACACCGGGUGGAAUUGAAAUGUUCAUAAUGAAUAGCGUAGCGCGGGCGAAAUGUGGAGAUAGACAAGGCAAGGUGAAGCGCCGACCCCGAACAAGAUUUUAUUGCAGUGCUGUGUGAAUCCACAAACUACCACAGCUUGCGCACGCGCAUUGGUCGAGCUGCCUAGAGACAUGCAGAAAAUCUAAACAAGAACGACAGAAAACGUGUGGCAAAAUGAAGGCACGAAAGAGCCAACGCGCUCCAUUGCUUAUUUUUGUCAUGUGUCAUAAGAUAGCUGGGCCCUGUCUUUAUGUAUAUUUGUACCACACUGCAGCAAAGUGGUAUCUGAAUUCAUCGCUUUGUCUUGUCAGGCCUAUGCGUGUCUUUCUGUUUGCGCUAUUCUGGAUUUUCAACAUGGCCAUUCGUAUGUUCCUAAACCUUCAGUACGCCUUUUACCCGUUGGCUUUAACAUAACCUGCAGAGCUACAUUGGCAGAUGGUUUCGGAAUACUGCAUGCACUUGUGAAGCAGUCGGUAGUGCAUAAGCAAGUUAAAAGAUCGCGAGAUAUUAAGCGAAACUGGUUAGACUCAGCAUGCUUACGACAGAUUCACACUCAGGUACGAUAAAAAAAACAAAGACAGACAACGAUGCGUUACCGGUUUGCCGAUUCCUAAUGUAGUAGAUAGCCCUCUUGCUUCCGCUAUCAAUAGUGCCCCCAAGUGAUCAAGUUGCUCACUUGAUCGAAUGAACAUUUUGAAUUGAAAGGCUUCAAUUACUUUUUUUUUUGUGCGUGUGAUAGCUGAUUUACAAAUGCAAGUGCAGAGUGAAAAAAAAAACAACAACAAAGAAAACAGAAAAGGUCAUUUUUUUUUCCUGUGCCUCGUACCUUAUUUAUUUGCUACCCGCUACUAGACUACCUACUCAUGUUGCCGGAUGCAAUAAAAGAAUUAGAUCGAAUUUCGACUGCGAAGGUGAAGAAGAAAACGAGAAACAAUUUAAAUAACAUCGGUAAUCUUGUAUAUUACCCUUUUAAUCAUCACCUACCGCUACGUUCAUGCGCAUAGACACCACAAUUUCACUUUUAGGUUGUGUCAAAUAAUAGUCAGAAUUCUAAUUAAUUUCCUAUGCUUGAGCAAGAAGUGCGUGAAAUAUGAUCCAGUUCUUCCCGCAAAUAUUUAUUCAUGUGUUUGCCAACCGGCGCGAUAACAUUCUUGUCAGUCAACUCAUAUUUUCCAAUAGUCCAUUGUUCUGCAAAGCGCAAGAUUGUUCACUUAUCCAAAUACCAAAUGAACGUUUUCUUAGCACAAAAGUUAAUUCAAUGUCCAGUAGAUCUUUCCUCAUAGCGCAUAGCUUUCUUUUUUUUUUCAAGCAAACCAAAUGAGUUUCACAUUACUGGCAACGCACAAAUAACAGCACAAUCCUAAAACGAAGAGAACAUGUUUUCUGCCAUCUGUUACAUAUUAUAAGAAGGUUAUUUAGCUCAAAUGUCGUUUUUGAGCAAGUAUAAUGUCAUGAAACUCGUAGGAAAGCUUCAAAUCUCUAUACUGUGACCUCCGUUGAAGAAACAAACGGGCCGAAGAUGCUCUUGUGACGUCGAAAGACGUUAUUCGUCAAAUUCCUAUAAUCACAUAAGGGAACAUUGCGAAACGCGUAUUGUGUAUAACGAGAAGCUGAGUGAAUGCUAAUGUAUAAAAUCUCCCAAUUUAAAGGUAAGAGCGUCAUGGAGGCGUUUCCUCAUUUACUGUGUGGUUUAUUAUCUUAAGAUGUUGCCAAAUUUUGGACUCCGUGAAACUUAUUCAUCUCCUACUUAUUUGCACUCCUGCACCUCUAGACGUCGUAACCACGCUUGGAGAUCAUUGCGCCGCAUGAAACGCUCGUGAUACCUAACGAGGACUACAGAAGUCGUAGGCGUCAUCUCCUUUCUGCACUUCUUUUUUCCUGACACGUUUGUGAAGCUGCUAUACCGUGGAUCGCUCAGAAUACCUGUCAAUGAUAGCUUUUUUUUAUUUGAUGCCGCCAUUGAGUACGAUCAUGCCUACGAAGAAAGAAUUAAACAUUUCGGAUGACUGAAUAACAGGAAAGGAGGCUAUCAGGCGCGUUGGGAAGAUGUUUCGUGGAUGCUGCAGGGAUGUUGAAGAGAUGUUGCAGGGAUGUUGCAGUGCUGUAGCAGUGUUUUAGGGGUAAUGUGGGAAUGUUAUAGGGGUGUUCCAGGGGCAUUCUGAGAUGUUAACUUGUCUGAGAAAAGGCAAUAAAAAGAAUUCCUAAAAACUACAAUCACACAAAACGGUAUGCCAGCGAGUUUGAUUUAGCAAGGACACGAAUACUAAGUUGCGCUGUGUAGUUCUAACAGGACGCACAUGAAAAAAACACAAUCACGCGCACAACGAAGAAAAGGAAAAAAAAGACAUCAAGUACGCAUGCAUCUUUACAGUCAGUGCCACUUACUGGUUUUCGUUAGAUUUAUCUAUGUAACUUCUUUUGGUAGUUGUGCUUAACAGAAAGAAUACUGAGGCACAUCUCAAGAAAGUUGUAUCCAUCCAUCCAUGUCAGAUGUACAGCAAGCUUAAAGCCUCGAUGAUUUAUCCCAUCUACUCGAUUGCGCGAUGGUGCUUUCUUCGUAUUUGUCCUGUUACAACUAGGAAGUGCAAACAUAAGACCAACGAUCAAGACCAAACUAAUCCGAUACGCAAUUGUUUACGGAAAAGGCCUUCCUAUAAGUGCUGUGAGUGUUACAUGAAUUUUUACAUGAAUUUUUCAUAGGUAUUCAAGGGUGUUGAACGAUUGCGUCUGGCGUCCUUCACGGUGAUGUUUCGGGGUCACUGUAACACCAGACAAGCUACACCUGUGAAACGGCAUCGGAAAAGCCUCAGCGUCGCUAAGCGGCGAGCACAUGUUAUUGAGCGUAUCGAGCUUAAGUGUCUCAUAUAUGAAGGUUGCCAAGAAGGCGUCUUGACUACUCGUUGCCGGGCUAGUUGGUUGUUACUCGUUAUGGACGCCGAACUCUCUAUUAUUACUCUGCAUUGUUUCCCAUCCUACCUAUUGCUCCAUAAGAAGAUGCCUUCAACAUAAGUCAAAGCUUACAAGUUUGUAGAUGUGAAUGCACGCAGAUGGAGCAGGAAGCCACACGUUUAGGAGUGAAUGCUAGAAAGGAAAGAGAGGAGUGUGACUGCUUCACUUUUCUAGUUCCUUUUUCUCCUUCUUUACCAGCUGUUCUUCUCAGUGGUAGCGUUGGUGCCUUUAGGUUCACAUAGUCACAGGCACUCAGUUUCUCUGGAAUGCUAGACGAGGAUUUUAAUAACAAGGUUGUGGCGUGAAAACGUACCUAGGCUUUUUUUAAAAGCAAAUAUAAUGGAGCUGGAUAUAUUUACGCUUGACGAAAGUGACCAACAGAGUAAGCGGCAGCUUAGCUUCUGAGCUUAAGCGUCAGUAAGAAACCAAGACGCGAGGUUGUUAGCCGUAUGACGAUGUGUUCAAGUAAACGUAUCGCAGACACGUACAAGGCCGGUCAGUAGACCUUCCCCUAGUGUAGUUUUGCUUUGCGGUCGCAUUGCAGGCGCACUUGACAGAAGUGUCAAGCAUGACAGACAAACACGAAACCUUCUCCGAAAGCAACAAUGUUGCGUCGACAUACGCAUAGGGUUAAAGAAGUGACUUCUGCGAAUUGCUUCGUGAGACGCUUUCCAUAAAGUAGCAGGAUGCGUAUUGCGGUGCUACUUGAUAAUUAAAUCAAGCUUGAGUUGUUAGAAAAAGAGUGAUUAUACCAUAGUCGUAGAAAAUCGCGUAUAACUCGCUGUUCCUUGACAGAGUUUUGACGUGGCCCACGACCAAAUAUGAGCCUACUGACAGAAACGCACCGUGGUGGUGACAUUUGUAUUCCGAAAGUAGCUGACGUGCGCAUGACUAUAGCAUCAACUGUAUGAAGGAUGCGCCAAUAAACAUCGAAGGCGCAAAACACCAACUGAAGAAAGGAAAGUGUCUGUACAGCUUACGCGAUAAAAUAUUUCGCAUGCAGUGUAUGUCGAGGUCAAUAAGUCGGAGAGCGUGUUUCUCUUUUGCCCAAGCCACUAUAUACCCUACAGAUGUAAAGGCACGACCAAUGGUAGUAAAUGGUAUCGCGAGUUAUUAGAUGUAGUGUACCAACUCGCGUAAAUGACACAGUAUUUUUCAUUCGCAAAGGAAUAUUUUGAAUCGCGUGUAAUGGUUUUUGCGCACACGGACAAGGUGAGGCUCUUUGAUGCAGUUGUUGCUAUGUAACCUUGUAUAGAUAUCUGUACGUAUGACUUAUGUGCCCCUCUAAUAAACUCUCGCACUAAACCCACAGUGAUAAAGUGUUUGCCAUGGAUCCCUACGUAAGGUAGAUUAAUCUCCGCUGAAACCUGUGUUAUUAUUUCAUACUCUUGAGUGAAGUUAUAAAGUGACAAAGUAGUGCUGCCCUAUGUACUUCCACAUAUGCUAAGUUUGGCGCUCUUUGACCUGGCCCUUUCGCCAUAACGCCCCAUACAUCAUCAUAUGCUGAUAUGUCUUUAUUAAUUCAACGAAAUCUACAAACGCUGUUAUGAGUUAGUACGCGUUUCCUUUAUUUAGCAUUGCAAUAUAUUUUCUUUAGAAAAGUAAACGUAUGGUGCGUGAAUCGUUGAGCUAGUUUGCAACCAUGAAAAUUUCUAGUACUUGAUUCUGCAGAUUCAAACUUUUGUGUUAGCCGCAACCUUCAAUUAUCUUUUCUUUUCUUGCAACACUCAGUGAGACACAACCAAGUAGAAAAAUAUGGUAACGUUCAUUACAUUGAAAAGUAUUGAAUGGCCCAACCAUAGUGCGUUGAAAAGGAGGCAGCCUUCCAGGGCCCUAGAAACACGAGACUAAGUUUCACUCUUUGCGAAGCAGGGCAUCAAAACGUCAAGUUGUUUAGAGCAUUCACACAUUUGUCAUAUUAUAAACGUGUCUUACGUAAACAAGCAUUCCCUUCAAGUUUUUAUAUUUCUGCGCACAUUUGAAAAAAUAAUUUUGGGGAAAAGAAAAGCAGUUAGACAAAAAGUAAAACAAGAUGCGUCAGCAUUCCUCACGAUGUCCUUGUGAUUAGCGUUUAUGCUGUUCGUUCUUUAUACCGAAUUUACAAUGUUGUAAGCGUUAAAGUCGACGCUUACUAAAUUUGUUAUUUUUAUGAAAAGUGGCACCUCACUGCUGGAUGUUAACUGCUUAUUUUCCUCGUAUCAUUAGACGAAGCCAUUUCCCCCCAAGGGCAUGUAUAAGGAGCAGAUACUUCCAGCUUACUCUUUUAUUGUGUUCUGAAGCAAACUAACUCGACUAUUUCUUUUGGUCAUGUACUAUAAGCCGUCUACCGUGGAACGCGUCUUGUUGAUAUAUAGAGAUCACAAGAUUACGGAAUUUAACUAGUUGUUAUGGAAUUCUUGCUGAAUGCCACAACGGUUCACAUUUAAAUAUAUUAGUGAUGGCGCUAUAUUUGUUUAAUUUUUUUUUCUGCUCUCUGUGAUUGUUACUUCUUGUGUGAUUCUCUGCGUCCGUGUUCUUUCUCGCUAUUGUUCUUA